CGUGGUAAAAUUUUAGCUCCUUUUUCCCGAGAGAGACCAGAAAAAAAUCAAAAGAAAGAGAAUUUGUCUGGUUUUUUUCUGGGAAAUAGUUGUCUUUAUCUAUCACAUUUAUCUUUUCCAUUAUUUUAGAUUUUUUAGAUUUUCUUUAUCCAUUUUUUUCCUUUUUUGCUUUGUGGGGUUGAAGCUGACGAGGGCAUUUCUCAUUGUUAUGCGCUGACUUUGUUUCUUCUUCCCCUUCCCCCAAUCUCCUCGUGGUUUCUAUUUCUGUGUCUCUGUUGUUAUGUGCUUUGGGUUUUCAAGGUUUUAUUCAAUGCAAGAUCUUGAUUGCCAUUUGUGACUGCUUUUGAGUUCUGAGAUUAGUGAUUAAGGAAGAUGAAUUGCUUUCAAUGUUGUAUGUCAGAGGAGAAAGUCAAUAAAAAGUCUUUGAAAAAGAGCAUUAAGGAGUUUCAUGAGACAAAAACUUUAGCCUCAUUUGCCAAUAUUUCCUUUAAAUCUGAUGCUAGUCGGCGAAGGUACAUAACUGAGGAGAUAAAAAAGUUAGGAAAAGGAAACAUCUCCGCUCAAAUUUUUACAUUUGGUGAGCUAUCAACUGCUACAAAUAAUUUCGACCACGAAAAUCUAUUGGGGGAAGGUGGUUUUGGAAGGGUUUACAAAGGCAUCAUUGAAAGCACAAAACAAGUAACGGCCGUGAAGCAACUUGAUCGAAAUGGAUUUCAAGGAAACAAAGAAUUCCUUGUAGAGGUUUUGAUGUUGAGCCUUCUUCACCAUCCCAAUCUUGUAAAUUUGGUUGGUUAUUGUGCUGACGGGGAUCAGAGGAUUUUGGUUUAUGAGUACAUGGCUAAAGGUUCCUUGGAGGAUCAUCUUCUUGAUAUAGCAUCAGAUAAGCCACCUCUGGACUGGAAGACAAGGAUGAAAAUUGCUGAAGGAGCGGCAAAAGGACUUGAAUACUUACAUGAAACCGCUAACCCUCCCGUAAUAUAUCGUGAUUUCAAAGCUUCGAACAUAUUGCUGGAUGAGGAAUUCAACCCAAAGCUCUCUGAUUUUGGUCUUGCAAAGUUAGGUCCUACUGGGGACAAAUCUCAUGUUUCCACUAGGGUGAUGGGAACCUAUGGUUACUGUGCUCCUGAAUACGCGCUGACAGGACAACUGACGACGAAAUCAGAUGUCUACAGUUUUGGUGUCGUGUUCCUGGAGAUCAUAACUGGAAGAAGGGUUAUAGACAAUGCAAGACCAACAGCAGAACAAAAUUUAAUUACUUGGGCACAACCACUUUUCAAAGACAGAAGGAAAUUUACCCUAAUGGCAGAUCCAAAGCUAGAAGGGGAUUAUCCAGUGAAGGCUCUAUAUCAAGCUUUGGCAGUGGCAGCCAUGUGUUUACAAGAGGAAGCAAAUACUCGACCAUUGAUCAGCGAUGUGGUUACAGCUCUUGAAUAUUUAGCCGCAAACAAGGAUGUUGAUGCAGAUGUAGAUGAUGAAUCAGAUUCAGGUUCGGUAUCAGGAUCAGGAUCAGGUUCAGGAUCAGGUUCAGCUUCUCCUGAUAGAAGUAGUAACAAAGGAGAUAAAGAUGUUGAUGUUGAGGGUGAUGGGAGAUGAUUUAAAAUUGGACUAAACAAAUAAUAAAGAAAAGAUAUUACGGGAUCUCUGCCUAUUGUGUGACUGGGGCAGUUUGUUCCCCAUUCCCUUCAUUCUUUGUAAUAUUUUUCAAUAUGACAAGGCCAUUUUAAGGAUA
Cucumis melo (muskmelon) is the source of this 1729-nucleotide messenger RNA. RefSeq names its product probable serine/threonine-protein kinase PBL23. The coding region runs from base 373 to 1593 and encodes 406 amino acids. Gene Ontology annotation, biological process: protein phosphorylation. The record is from RefSeq and is a predicted model, not a curated record. Lineage: Eukaryota; Viridiplantae; Streptophyta; Magnoliopsida; Cucurbitales; Cucurbitaceae. Gene Ontology annotation, molecular function: protein kinase activity; ATP binding. The transcript has 5 exons.